Molecule: messenger RNA, 6014 nt
Organism: Coccinella septempunctata (seven-spotted ladybird)
Lineage: Eukaryota; Metazoa; Arthropoda; Insecta; Coleoptera; Coccinellidae
Gene: flfl
Product: serine/threonine-protein phosphatase 4 regulatory subunit 3
Exons: 6
Coding region: 347-2725 (792 amino acids)
Biological process (GO): DNA damage response; protein dephosphorylation
Cellular component (GO): nucleoplasm; protein phosphatase 4 complex
Molecular function (GO): protein phosphatase activator activity
Source: RefSeq, a predicted model, not a curated record
GCUGGAUUAAUCGAGCGUUGUUGGUGUUGCUAGAAAAUCCAAUAUGGCUGAAUAUUUUGUGUUCCUCUCUCGAUAAUAGUCGAUUUGUUGGAAAACUUAAUGUAACGAAUUAUGAAACCAUUCAAUUAUAAUUUAUGCUUGAUAUGAAUGUAAUGUGAAAGUUUUUUCCAAUUUUAACGCGAAAAAGUUGGUGAAAAGUGUAUCAGCGUGUUUACUUUGCUUGAUAAUUCAUUUAAUUGUCAGAUACAGGUUGUGGUCUACAAGAUACUUUCAAUAAGAAACCUACUUAUUAGAAAAGGCGUAAUGUGGGAAUUCUACAAAAUUGCGGUAAAUAUAUAAUUUCAACAUGACAGACACACGAAGAAGGGUGAAAUUAUACGCUUUGAAUGCUGAUAGGCAAUGGGAUGAUAGAGGGACAGGUCAUGUUUCUUCUUCCUACAUCGAGAAAUUGAAAGGUAUUUCAUUAUUAGUGAGAGCAGAGAGUGAUGGUACGUUGUUGCUGGAGUCGAAAAUUCAAUCAGAUACUGCCUACCAAAAACAACAGGAUACCUUGAUUGUUUGGUCUGAAGGAGAUAAUUUUGAUUUAGCUUUAAGUUUUCAAGAGAAAGCUGGUUGUGAUGAGAUUUGGGAGAAAAUUUGUCAAGUUCAAGGGAAAGAUCCCUCUGUUGAAAUAACACAGGAUGUAGUAGAAGAAUCAGAAGAUGAACGUUUCGAUGAAAUGUCUGAUUCUGCACCUCCAAUAGAGCUACCACCUUGUGAACUAGGUAGACUGGAAGAUAUAAAUGAAUUAUUUAAUAAUUGUAUUAGCUCUCCAAUGAGGAAAGAAAAAUUGGCAGCAGCUAUUGAAGCCGAAGGUUACAUUCGUAAACUAAUAAAUGUUUUUCAUAUGUGUGAAAGUUUGGAAAACACAGAAGGAUUACAUAAUCUAUAUGAAAUUUUCAAGAAUAUAUUCUUGCUCAACAAAAAUGCCCUAUUUGAGGUUAUGUUUUGUGAUGAGCUUAUUUUUGAUGUUGUUGGCUGUUUAGAAUAUGAUGCUUCAUGCCCAAAUAGGAAGAAACAUAGAGAAUACUUGAGGCAACAAGCUAAGUUCCGAGAAGCAAUUCCUAUAAAGAACCCCGAAUUAUUAUCCAAGAUCCAUCAGACAUUCAGAGUUCAGUAUAUUCAAGAUGUUGUUCUACCAACCCCUUCUGUAUUUGAAGAAAAUAUGCUAUCAACACUAGGUAGCUUCAUUUUCUUCAAUAAAGUAGAGAUUGUUUCAAUGGUUCAAGAGGAUGAAAAAUUCCUAACGGAGUUAUUCUCAAUGCUAACAGAUACUUCUACGUCAGAGCUGAAAAGAAGAGACCUCAUAAUGUUUUUGAGGGAACUAUGUAAUUACUCUCAAAAUUUACAACCACAUGCCAAGGAAAUGAUUUAUAAGACUUUGACCACAUUGGGUAUUUUGCCUGCAUUGGAAGUUACUUUAGCUAUGGAUGACCAAAAAACAAAAAGUGCUUCUAUUGACAUUAUAACAUACAUUUCAGAGUUUCAACCUUCUGUUGUUAGAGAAUACACUUUACAACAAGCAAAUAAUACCGAAGAGGAACAAGUGUUGUUGAACAUAAUAAUUGAACAAAUGAUUCACGAUACGGACCCUGAAGUUGGAGGAGCUGUGCAGCUAAUGGGAGUUCUAAGAAUAUUGUUAGAUCCUGAAAAUAUGUUAACAUCAGCUAAUAAGUCAGAAAAAACAGACUUCCUGAAUUUCUUCUAUAAACACAGUGUACAUUUUUUGAUAGAACCUCUAAUAGAAAAUACUGUGAAUGACACUCCACAGAAAGAAGACUUCAGAAGUGUUCAGUUAUUGGGUUUGAUUCUUGAACUGCUCUCCUUCUGUGUGGAACAUCAUACUUACCAGAUUAAGAAUUGCAUACUUCAAAGGGAUCUUCUCCGUAAAAUUCUCGUUUUAAUGAAGUCUUCUCAUAAAUUUCUUGUGUUGUGUGCGUUACGUUUUAUGCGAAAACUCAUAGCGCUGAAGGACGAGUUUUAUAAUCGGUAUAUAAUCAAAGGACAUUUGUUUGCCCCUGUUAUUGAUGCACUAGUUAAAAAUAAUGGACGUUAUAAUCUGUUAGAUUCCGCCAUUAUAGAAUUAUUUGAACACAUCAGAAUCGAAGACAUCAAGUCGUUGUGUACUCAUGUUAUUGAGAAUUAUGGAAAGUACCUGGAAGAUAUUGCUUAUGUUCAAACAUUCAAAACCCUUCAGUUGAGAUAUGAUCAACAGCAGGACAAAUUAAAGGAGCGUGAAAGGAACAGUCUCGAAAGAGGAUUGGACAUGGUUCCUUCAAUAUUGAGGAAUAGCAGGUAUCGGAGGGAUCAAAGACAAAUGGAAGAGGAAGAAGAAAUUUGGUUUAAUGAAGAAGAUGACUAUGAGGAUACCGAUCCUGACAUGCAACCCAAUGAAAUCUUCAGGAAGAAAAUAGAUACCGAUUUGGAAAAAAUAGGGAAAAUCAUAGAUAAGAAACCAGAGGCAAAUGGUGCGACAACCAAAAUGAAUAAUAAUGCUUCAACGCAAAAGACCCCAGUGAUGAAUAACAAUGCAAAUGCUAACACGACCGCUCAGUCAACUACAUCACCUUCAGGAAAUGAAAAUCGAUUAGCUCUUUUCAAGAGGAGUUUGGUUGACUAUGAAGGUGAUUCAGAUGAGGAGGAUGAUGAAUCUGGUGAAGUGGCAAAACGACCUAGAUUAUCAUAGUAGAACCAGUUUAUCAAUGGUAAGUACACCACAAACUGGAGUGUGGUGCUUCCAGUGUGAUCUCAUGUGAAGUGUUAGUAGUAACAGCGGUCAAUUUUAGAUUCAGGUCGCCCCACUUUACUAUAUAUAAGUUGUGUGUACUCUCAAAUUGACAAAAGAGAUCUUUACUCUGUCCAGAUAUCUUGUUGAGGUGGAACAAGUUCAGAUUUUUAUUGAGAUAACUAUGGGAAUAAUCAAUAAUAUUUCAUUCAAUGAGUUAUUGAUUUGGUACUUCUUGAACUAAUGGUAGAUGAAAUUUAUGUUAUUAAUUUCAACUGAUUUUUAAUAAAAUUCCUCAAACGAUAAGUGACUUAGUGAGGUCGAAAUAUGUAUGUAAAUUGUGAAGUUUGAAUGUUCUGAAGCAUUUACACAUUACAUUAUUUUGAUUUGUUAUUCUUAUCAGACUCUUUGAAUGGGCAUUCUAAUUUCUCUUUUGCAUUAACAUGAUUGUUGAAUAUUUCAAGGAGAAACAGUAAUUAUCAUAGCAAGUGUUGCUCAUAGUUUAUCUUACCGAAACUCCAUUAUGUAAAUAACCUGUAGAAACAAUAGUAUUUUCUUCCAAAUCUUUUCAAAGUUCAUAAAACUGUCUCUAUAUUUGAAAGGAAAACACUUUUUACUUUUUUUAUCAAAUAUAAUAUUCGGCCUACAUGAAUGAUCAAGAUGAAAUUUCACCUAUAUGUUAUUCAAUUUUCAGUAGGAUCAAAAUUGAGAUAACCAAUCGAACUAUCUCCUCAUUUCCACAGCCUUUAAGAGAAUUCUAUGAAUUUCCAUAUUUAUCUUGAUGAAAUAACCUGAAUUUCCAACACAGCCAUUUCAUUUUCACUAUAUAGUUUGUUCAUCCACUUAUAUUGGUGUGUAUAUUUUGUAAGUUAGCGGUCUUUCAGAAUGCUAUAGAAGCACAAUUUUUUACAACAAGAUGCUUCCUUUUGUAUAAAAUGAAUAUUUUCAACUGUAAAAUUUCCUUGUCCAAUUGUAAUUGUUACGGGCAGGUUAUUAUACAAAGUGAAUGUUGUGAAAUUUUCAGAAAUUGUUGUUAAAUCCAUCUCUAUUUCAUGAAUGUUUAGAUAUGAAAACUCCCAUUUUAUUGUGUAAAUAUACCUUUUCCUCUUUUAACCAGGGAUGGACUUGAUGAUGUAUGAUGUGAAAUAAGUCUGUUGUACAUUGUAAUUCUUUGUAUAAAAUAAUAUUGAAUAUCACAAUUCUUUGCCCUAUUGCCUAUUGAAAAUUGCCUAGUUUUCAGACAAAAAUUUUUGUACUCCUGUUAUAUUUUUCAAUCUGAACCUAAAAAUCUCCUUUUAUAUCAUUGAGAGAAGGUUUAUUAUGAGCUAUAUUUUGAAUCAUCGAUAUAUUUUAUUUUUUGACAGAAUAAAAGAAUUUUUCGAACAAGAUUUGUUUCAAAAACUUGUUUUUGAAUUUUUUUAUGACAAUGUAAAUUAUUUCAUUAAUAGUCUUAGUGCAGAAUAGAAUGCUAUUGCUGCUAUAACUUUCUUGCGCCUUGAUAACGAUCGAUUUCAAAACAAUUCAAAUGGUAAAUGUGAAUAAAACAAUUUUCAGUAUGACUCAUAGCUAUAUUCAUUUUGGUGUUCAGUAAACUGUCAUUUCCACCCUUGGUCGUCUAAUUCGUUUGCACCAACAAUGUUUUCGAUGAUUCCUUUGGCUGUAAGCCACAUCUAUUCAUUAAUCGAUGUUUCGGGCUCAUUCUUCAGGCCUUCUUCAGGCUAAAAGCAACAAAGAAUUUAAAUAUAAGUCAAAAUUCCAGGUCAGCAAAAACAAACAUCCAAAGAAAUAAUUCAUUUUGUAGAAUAAAAAACAAUAUUCGAAUGAAUUGAGCUUUUUUUCCAAAAAGAACCAUAAUCAAGAGUUAUUAUAAAAUUAAAAUGGAAUAUAAAUACGGCUAUACAUAUAUAUCUACCAAAAGGGAUUAAAUAAAGUAGUUGGAUAGAAACCUUCAUCUAAAGAACUACUUUCUUAGGAAUAAAAUCGGAAGACUUUCGAAAAGGCAGAAAUUAUACAUUGAUGUAAUCAUUGUACGAAUAAGCGGACAAGUCAGCAAUAAAGAACUGACAGAAUCGAGGAAGGACCGCACACAAAAAAGAAUACCCAAAUAUACUUUUAUCAUACAGUAGGGGAAAUAUGAUAUCAUGUACAUUAGGAUAUUAUUUAAUCAUUUAUUAUCAUUCCAAUACGCAUUAUUUAAAAACCAAUAUUCCUACUGAAAUUCACAGUUACAACGAAAUGAUUUUCAUCAAGAAAUCCACCGUCCACAGACGGUAAGUUCACUAAGUUCAAAUGCUGUUUAUUCUGAAGUUUCAGAUAUUUUAGAGUGUAUUUGUUUUUGUUGACCAGUGAUUGUUAUCCUUAUAUCUACAUUUCCUCAAAUCUGUUUAUUUUUUGUUAUUUCGUUGUUUUUCAGCCUGAAGAAGGCUCAACAAAAGAGCCGAGGCUCUGAUGAAAAUAUAUAUUAUACAUUAUGUUCCUUAGACAGAAACUAGAGUUUUUGUUCAUUCCUUCAGCUGUGCAUGAACUUUUGUGCAUCUGCCAAAUACGAUUAUUGCAAUUAUUCUUUUUAGCAGAUUGAAAAUCUUUCAUAAUUUUUAUAAUUUGAGGGAAAACCUAGUUCGAUAUCUUUUCAAUGUGCGUUUUAAAUUCAAGGUGGUGAAAUAUUAUUGCACUUCCUUAUAGAGGCACUGAAAAUAGCGACUUUUUCAGGACCGCAUGCUGGACCACAGCCUAGGAAAUUCACAUCCAGUGUAAAUUUGAAUUGUGAUAUUCCGCAAAUAAAAUUAAUUGUUUAAAUUACAAUGUACAAAUGAACUAAUUUAUAUAAAUGGUCAACCUUGAAAAUAUGUACGACUUUUCAGAGAAAAAAUGUGAAAAUUAUAUUGUAGAUUAAGAUAACUUAGUAUCUAAUAGUAGGUAGUAGAGUCAAAUAUAUAUCCUCUGAGAUGAGUGUAGUGUCAUUGGAGUGCUUAGAAUAUAAAUUGAUACUUCGUACUGUUGGUUUUGUUUUUAUUUUCAGAUAUUUUUUGUCAGUUCGUUUUUGUGAUAAUAAUGAAUAAUUUUUUAAUUAUUAAUUUAUUAUAUAUGUGAGGUAACAUUUACUUUGAAAAUGACCAUUUUUAUAUAAAGGAAGUUAAUUGAUUUUGGUAGAUGGGAAGGCAGUAUGAAGUGCUACAAUAAUUGUAGUAUGCAUAGCUAUUUUUCUUAAUGAUUUUGUACAUAGACCAUCGAAUAAAUUAAUUUUAUUUAA